GGAGACCCAGGCGGAGGCCGCUGUCGCGGAGGCGGAGCUGGAAAAAGAAACGCAGGACGUGCUCGAAGCGGAACAGGCCGCCAAAGAGGCGGAAGAUGCGGCCACGGAAGUUCUUGAUCAGCAUGCGGCGGAGACGGGUGAGCAGCCGGACGCUGAGGUUGAACCGGAGGUGGAACAAGCGAUCGAAGAAGAGCAAGACGCGCGAAAACGCCUCGCAGAGGAAGAAGCGGAGGAGCAGAAAGCCGCGGAAAAAGCCGAAGACGCCGCUGCUGCGGCAACGGCGGCUGCAGCUGAGCUCGAAGAACUGGUGCCGGCCGAGAUGCAGGAACAAGCGGAAGAAACGAUAGCUGCCGCUGCCGAGGCCAAGGACGCGGAGACGGUAGCGGACGCGGCUCUGGAGCAGGCCGAGCGUGACGUCCACAACGAUCCCGCCGUGCCUCAGGAAGUGGUUGAGAAAGUCGAGGAGGCGGCCGCGAAAGAAGGAGAAGCGGACGACAAACUGGAAGUUGCCAAGCAGAAUUUGCUUGACAAGGCGGUCGAGUAUGCCGAAGUGGCCGGGGAAGCUGGCGACGACGAGGGCGGCGACACGACUCCGUCCGCCAAGCUGGCAGACCCGGGAUUCCUCGCGUCUGGUGCUGGUGACCAGGCCAUUGACACGGUUGCCCCCGCGACGCCGACAGCCAUUGGAUUUCUUGCUCCUGGUGUUGGUGACCAGGGUGGCAUGCCUUCCCCCGAGGCGCCAGGACAUGGUAGUGAGCAACAGGCCGCCGCAGCCGAGGUCGAGGAAGCUGCGCAGAAAUUGGAGGAAGCCCAGGACGCCAAAAAAGCGGCCGAGGAGACGGACGCAGAGGCGGACAAAGUGCUCGAGGAAGCGCAGCAGGCCGCGCACGACGAUCCGAAAACUCUAUCGAAAUGAGAAAUUUCCCCUCCCCAUAAUCCAUAAGUACUGCUCAAAACCCGACUUUAACGAGUCGUACAUUCAUAGAUCAUGUUAAUGUUUGUCUUACAGUGAGGACGAGUCGCAGGCAGUAGUUUGUAACCCUGAAAUUUUGUCUGAAAAGGAAUGGGAAUGUUGGUGUGCUGCACGUAAGUAGCUUUUUGGCAACUAUGUACAUGACAGAACAGGAGCUCAAUCGAGCAUGAUAAUUCGCCCGCGGAACAACAAUCAUUCCGCGGGCACCUCAGUCAUUGCGUUCUUGCAAGACAGAACAAACGUCGGUUCUAUAAUUUGUGGCCGAGUAGUUCUUGUUUUUUUUGUACCAGCAUGACAGCUUUCCGUUCUGAGUAGCGUAUGGGGAGGAGGGAUUCAUUUUGCAGCAUGAUAAACGUCCCUGAAAGUUCGUGAGGACCUGGACGAGGCCGUAGUGGAGGAACAGCACGCGGACAAGGCCCAGUCGGAGGCCGCCGUGAAGCGGGUCGAACUCGCGGGAGAGGCAGCGGAGUUUGAGGACGCUGCGACACCCGCACAGAUCCUCAAGAUUGAGGAAGCUGUGGACACCGCAGCGGAGACCCAGGCGGAGGCCGCUGUCGCGGAGGCGGAGCUGGAAAAAGAAAAGGAGGACGUGCUGAAAGCGGAAGAGGCCACCAAAGAGGCGGAAGUUGCAGCCGCGGAAGUUCUGGAUGAGCAUGCUCCGGAGACGGGUGAGGAGCCGGACGCUGAGGCUGAACCGGAGCUGCAACAGGCGAUCGAAAAAGUGCAACACGCGGAAGAACACCUCGCGGAGGAAGAAGCGGAGGAGCAGAAAGCCGCGGAAAAAGCCGGCGACGCCACUGCUGCGGCAACGGAAGCUGCAGCUGCGCUCGAAGAAGUGGUGCCGGCCGGGAUGCAGGAACAAGCGGAAGAAACGAUGGCUGCCGUGGGCGAGGCCGAGGAGGCGGAGAAGGUAGCGGACGCGGCUCUGGAGCAGGCCGAGUUUGACGCCCGCAACGAUCCCGCCGUGCCUUCGGAAGUGGUUGAGAAAGUCGAGGAGGCGGCCGCGAAAGAAGGAGAAGCGCACGACGACGCGAACGCUGCCUUACAGGAGUUGGUCAAUGCCGCCGUCAGAUAUGGCAGAGCGACCAAGCAUCUCGACAACGUGUUGCUGCACGUCCGCACGGGGAAGAUUCAGCCCGAGGAGGAGCCCACCGUGGAGGAGGUGAAGGCGGUUGUGGAGGAGGCCGCGCACCAAGUCAACAAGGCCGAGGAAAAGGAGAACAAGGCGGAAGCCAAAGUCGACGGUGCUGUGGCAAAGCAGGCUGAGACCGAAAUUGAAGUCGUCAAGGCGGGGGGCGAGAAUGCAAUGGCCAAGGCGGCCGUGGCCGAGGCCAAAGACGAAGUCGCCCAGGCGACGGAAGAGAAGGCUACGGUUUGCAAAUAGUAGCUCCUCUGGGAGGUGGUCGUCUCGAUGUCGGAACAACUCGUGAUGCUAGUAUUAAACUUACGUUAAAGGUGUGGGUGGUCUUCUCGAUGAAACUAUUGUUGCAUUGGAGGAAGGCUUUCGCUUUUUCAUGGGCAAUCCGCCUGAGAAACUGCGUUUUUUGCGCAGUACAGAUAAUUCAAAUUUUCUUCACGACCACCAUCCGGGAACAUAAAAAGGCUAGCAUUUAUUUUACAAGUUCCUCCACCUUUAAUAUUUCAGACCACCCAGAGGACACAAAAAUAUUUGCAAUGCAUAAAGGCGGCGGCGAAGCGAUCGUUAUUCGGGAUGAUCAAGGACUGGAUGCCGCGUUCUUUGAGGGGGUCGAGUUUUCUGAACCUGAAGAAGAUGAUGAAAUAUCGCAGACAAAAACUGUAACUGUUUCACUGUUGUUGUGGUUUUAUUGCAGGAAAAAUAUUAAAUCGUAUAUGGGCUGCAUGUCCAUGACCAUGUCGGUAAGGGUACUAAAUUAAAUGUAUGACCGGGCAGUAGAAGCCUAGCGAGCCUGUGAGUCUAGGCUGAGGCUGGUCGGUCGGUAUUCUAUACAGACCCUAGCCCUUCGGCCAUUGGUAGCCAGGACCUGAGAACGUUCCCCCAAUUAAGAGACGGCAAGCCAUUUCGCUUGUAAGAUUUGCCCACCCACCCGCCCUGGUGAUGUUCUCUUGUCAGAGCAUAGGUCAUGAGGCUUCGAGCCGCUUCGCUUUUCGCGGGGCUGGACAGAGGCCUGCGACGUCUUCGCGUCGGUUGUGGCGGGGUGCCCCAUCGCGGGCGCUCAUGCCCUUCCGGUGAAGACGGCUUCCCACUGGAAGCCUACGAUCAUCCAAAGGAUGAUCUAUCUCUGGCUGAUUCUGUAUAAAAUAAAAGGCUGGCCCGAACAGCACUCGGUCGGUCAGGUUGAAAGACGAAGAGCUUGCUCACUGAAGAUAAUGCAUGAUGAAUGUAUGACGGUCAUAAGAAUGAUAAGAUAGAUAUCGACCCGUUCUUACUUUUUCACCCGUGGAUCGAUGUUGGACCCACGAGGCAAACCUUUGGUGGAGAGGACUACACGGGCGAAGCUUAGGUGCCCUUUCUUGCAUUUCUAGCAUAGAAAUAAUUGCAUACUUGUUCUCCGCACCACAAGUUCGCAGCGAAACAGUUUUGUCUUGCGAUACGACCAAGGCGGCCACGCCGCAGUGAGGAGGAAUGGCGAGGAGAUGGACCAAGGCGGCCACGCCGCAGUGAAGAGGAAUGGCGAGGAGAUGCAGCUUCAACAAAAUUAUACCUAGAACCACAAAUCGCCUUUUGUGUUUUUCGAUUUUUGUUGCAAAGCUAUACCGCUCACCUUGA
Molecule: messenger RNA, 3722 nt
Organism: Amoebophrya sp. A120
Lineage: Eukaryota; Dinophyceae; Syndiniales; Amoebophryaceae
Source: the annotation of a GenBank genome assembly